Molecule: messenger RNA, 1539 nt
Organism: Pectinophora gossypiella (pink bollworm)
Lineage: Eukaryota; Metazoa; Arthropoda; Insecta; Lepidoptera; Gelechiidae
Product: putative carbonic anhydrase 3
Exons: 7
Coding region: 202-1197 (331 amino acids)
Cellular component (GO): cytoplasm
Molecular function (GO): zinc ion binding; carbonate dehydratase activity
Source: RefSeq, a predicted model, not a curated record
AAAUUGGCGGCGAGCGGCAGUAGUAGCAGCCGCGUCGCCCGUGCGCCCUCGCGCGAUGAGCCGCAUUGUCCAACCGAGGUGCCUGCGACAACUUGCCAUAUAAAAAUCAUGACACAAACUUCAUUUUAAAAAACAAAACAUACUAAGUGACUAAAGUUAUUCUGUCAAAAAUCAUUUUCUUCUGGGACAUCAGUGACAAAUAUGCGACCGACAAUAUUGACUGCACUGGUGCUUGGGCUUUGGCAAGCACCAGUGUUGACUCGAGGUGAAGAUUUUGGAUACGAUGGCAUCAUAGGUCCCUCCCACUGGGGAGAGAGGUACCGCGAGUGUACAGGCAAGCACCAGAGCCCCAUCAACAUCAACGUGCUGCGAGUGAAGCAGGUCACGUUGCCGGAUAUCAUGUUCGUCGGCUUCGACGACUCCAUUGACGAUGUCCAUGUCACCAACAAUGGCCACACAGUGCUGAUUGAGGUGGAGAACGACCCCCACCCGCGGGUGCGCGGCGGCCCCCUCGACGGAGACUAUGUCUUCAGUCAGAUGCACUUCCACUGGGGAGACAACGAUACCUUCGGGUCUGAAGACAAAAUCAACCAUAGGAGUUUUCCAAUGGAGCUCCACAUGGUUUUCUACAAGGAAGAGUACAACAACACAAAGGAAGCGGUGAAACAUCCCGAUGGUUUAACUGUUCUGGCUUUCUUCUAUGAGCUGGACCGCCACUUCCACCCAGCAUACGACGACAUCACAGCAGCGCUGUCCAACGUGACGGAACCUCACACCAGCGUGGUGAUGUCACACCCCUUCUCCUUCCUCAACAUCCUGCCGUACGACCUGCGCCGCUACUUCACCUACCGAGGGUCGCUCACCACGCCACCUUGUUCGGAGGUCGUCAUCUGGCUCGAUUUCGAACAGCCAGUACGGUUAGCGCAUGAUCAGAUUGAGGCGUUCAGGGAGUUACGGUCAGCGCAUGGUAAAAUCCGACACAACUUCAGGCCAAUCCAGCCGCUAGGGGACCGCGUGGUUUACUACAACAUCGACACUAAUUACUUCAGUUACAACGAGCUAGACGACCCGGAUGACGAGACCACCACCACUAAACCUUCACGGAGGAAAAAAGGCCGAAACCACGCUCAUACGACAAGCGUCUACUUUGGUUUUACUAUCAUUUUAGUUCUAAUAUACGUGUAUUUAUUACUAUAGUUGCAUGAAUUAGACUGAUUGUUUUCAGAUAAACUGUUCAUUAGGUAUAUUUUACCGUGUGUCUAUGCAUAGUAACAAUUAUGAUUAAGUUAAAAUUAUCCAAAAAAUGGAGUUGAAACUGGCAGACUAGUAUUGCCAGGAACGCAAAAAAACAGAGUCGCUUUUUUUUCAACUUGCCCUAACUUGCAACAUGCCUGUAUUUAGAUACAUGAGGUACUCACUCAUACAGAGGCAUAAUUUUAUCUUACCCAAUAUAUAAGUAACUAGCUGAAUAGAUUUCACAGCUAUACAAUAUGCUUUCUCAAAUAAGCCAAUGAUUAUUUUAGUGGUACAUAAUUUGUU